This is a messenger RNA of Camellia sinensis, 3504 nucleotides long. NCBI's taxonomy places the organism in Eukaryota, Viridiplantae, Streptophyta, Magnoliopsida, Ericales, Theaceae. The record is from RefSeq and is a predicted model, not a curated record.
AUGAAAUUAUCUAAGGACCAGCUGGAUAAAAUACCCAUCUGGGUUAAACUGUUUAAUGUUCCUAUGGAGUAUUGGGAUGAGGAUGGUCUGAGUAGGAUAGCUAGUGUUAUUGGUGAGCCUCUCUACAUGGAUAUAUUAACUGCUUAUGAAGAUAGGGUAUCAUUUGCAAAAGUUUGUGUAGAGAUUGGAAUUGAUUCCAUUUUGCCCACUGAUUUCCUUAUAAAAUGUGAGGGUACAAGUAUUGAAGUGAGGGUGGAGUAUCUGUUGAAGCCUACUAAAUGUAAGGUUUUUGGUCAUGCUGAUGAUAGAUGUAUCAGAACUCAAGUGGAAAAUAUUGUUCAGAGUUCUAUAGAACAACAGGUUCAGAAUAGUGAUGAGGAAUGGAAGACAAUUGUAGCUAAAGUUACUGGUAUAUUAUACGAGGUUGAGAUAGCUGCCUCAAUUGAGGUCACUGAUGUUGCAAGGCGACAUAGGGAUCAGGAUGUUUGUGAGGUUCAAGAGGUUGCAAUUACUGGUUCAUUAUCAGAGAUUGUGAAAGCUGGGUCUGAGGAGCCCGAAUCUAUAUUGGAUCCUUCAGAACCUGAUCCUGAAAUCCAAGCAAAUUCUUUAAGCUUGGAGGAGGAAGUGGCUGAUAGAGUAAUGUUGACUCAAAGGAUGUUGAGAAGUGCUGCUAAACCUUGUGCUCCUAAGGCUACUGGUUCUUCUAGUAGUCGUAGGAAGAAAAAGAGGGGUCUAAAUGAUCCUAGUAGGCAAAGAGAAGUUGCUAAGUUUUUGAAGAAGGAGGACAUUAAUAUUGUUGGUUUGCUUAAAACUAAAGUGAUUGAUAGUAAUCAUGUUAGAAUUCUUAACCAAGUUUUGCAUGAUUGGGUAAGUUUGUCUAACUAUGAGCAUGCUAUUUUGGGGAGGAUUUGGGUUUGUUGGAAUCCUGCUUUUUGUACUGUUGAUGUCCUGGAUAGCUCUGACCAACACAUGUGGUGUAAAAUUAAAGUUUUAAAUGGGGAUAUUCACUUUUUUGCCGGUUUUGUGUAUAUGUAUGGCUCGAGGAGGCCGCUAUUUAAUAAGUUGGAGGUUUUGGCUCAAUUGUAUAGAGACUUUCCUUGUAUUCUCUUAGGGGAUUUCAAUGCUAUUAGGUUCCCAUAUGAGAAAGUGGAAGGGGACCAUAGUUGGUCGUCUUGUAAAAAUGAAUUCAAUUUGUUUAUUAAUCAAUCUGAGCUUGAUGACUUGAACUAUGGGGGUUGCCAGUUUACUUGGGCUAACAAACAGUGUGAGGAUAGAUUUAUUUCAUCUAAGAUUGAUAGGGCGUUGGUUAAUGGGUUGUGGCUCAAUAAUUUGCCUCACUCCCAUGCUUACUUCCAUCCUUCUGGGACCUCUGAUCACUCUCCUUGUAUUGUUACUGUGCCUUUGAAAAUUCACAGGGUGUGUACGCCAUUUAAAUUUUUUAACAUGUGGGCUAAUCAUCCGGAUUUUAUACCUGUGGUUAGGGGUGUUUGGUGUAAGUAUGUCAAAGGUUCUCCCUUGUUUAGGAUUUGCAGUAAGCUUAGGUCUUUAAAGCCUGAGCUUAAAGCUCUCAAUAAGAAGCAUUUUAGUGACGUCUCGGUGAGAACUUCUUGUGCCAAAGAGGAUCUAGAUAGAGUUCAGCUUCAACUUGAUAAAAAUAUGGGUGACUCUAAUCUAAACCGUAGCAGGAUUAGUAGUGUUACGCUGGAUGAUGGGAGCAUUAUUGUUGAUCCGCAUGAUGUCAAAUCUGCUUUUGUUUCUUAUUUUGAGGGGUUUUUGGGGAAGCCAUUUAUUAAUAGGUACAGUGGUGGGUCUAAAGUCGAGGAGCUUAUUAAGAGGAAGCUCUCUCCUGCUCAAGUGGAGGAGUUGACUGCUGAUGAUUUGGAGUGUGAGAUUGAGAGUGUUUUUCGAUCUCUUAAUAGUAAUAAAGCUCCUGGGCCUGAUGGUUACCCGGCUAGUUUUUUCAAGAGUUCCUGGGAUGUGGUUGGUAAGGACGUUAUUCAGGCUAUUAAGUCAUUCUUCCAUUCAAGUGAACUUCUUAAAGAGGUUAAUAGUACCGCUAUUGCUCUUGUUCCAAAGGUUCCAAAUCCUAGCAAGGUGGGUGACUAUAGACCUAUUUCUUGUUGUAACACGGUGUAUAAGUGUAUUGCUAAAAUUUUGGCAAAUAGGAUUAAGAAGGUCCUCCCUGAUGUUAUUGAUUCAGUCCAGUCUGCUUUUGUUCAAGGGAGGAGGAUUUCGGAUAAUAUUUUCCUUUCCCAGGAAUUGAUGAGAGGUUAUCAUAGAGGUUCUGGGUCUCCUAGGUGUGCGAUGAAGUUUAAUAUCAUGAAAGCCUAUGAUAAUGUGAGGUGGGAUUUCAUUUUUGAUACUCUUGCUGGUAUGGGCUUCCAUAGUAGCAUGAUUGGUUGGAUUAGGGCUUGCAUUACUAGUCCUUCUUUCUCGAUCUGUAUUAAUGGGGAGCUUUGUGGCUAUUUUCGGGGUGCUAGAGGGCUUAGACAAGGGGACCCUAUUUCCCCUUACCUGUUUGUUAUUGUUAUGGAGGUUUUAGAUAGGCUGUUGGCUGAGAAAGCUGAGAGUCCUGAUUUUAAGUUCCACUGGAGGUGUGAGAAGAACAAAAUUAUUAAUCUUUGUUUUGCUGAUGACUUCGAGAUUUUUUGUAGAGGGGACAUUAGUUCUGUGUCUCUUAUCAAGGAGGCUCUUGAUGAAUUCCAAGGGCUCUCUGGUCAGUCCCCCAGCCCUCCUAAGAGUCAUAUGUUUUUUACAGGGAUGGAUUGUCACUUAAAGGCUAAGUUACUCUCCAUUAUGGAUUUUAAAGAGGGGAACCUUCCUGUGUGGCAUUUGGGGGUUCCUCUUAUCUCAACUAAGCUGCGUAAAAUAGAUUGUGAUCAAUUGGUGGCUAGGAUUACCAAGAGGAUUCAAUUGUGGACCAAUAAAGUGUUGUCUUAUGCAGGGAGAGCCCAAUUGAUUAAAUUUAUCUUGUUCUCUAUGCAGGUUUAUUGGGCUUCGUUAUCCAUUCUCCCUAAGAAAGUGGUAAAGGAGACUGAAUCUUGUUUGAGGGCUUCCUUUUGGAAUGGUCCUGAUUCGAAAAAGAAUGGAGCAAAAGUUGCUUGGGUGCAUCUUUGUGUUCCUUGGAAUGAGGGUGGUCUAGGGUUUAAAUCUAUUGAGAGAAAGCUUCUUGAUUUGAGGAGUAUUAUUGCUCCCCUAAUUAAAUAUAAUGUUGGUAAUGGGAAGGCAACUUUCUUGUGGUUUGACAACUGGCUCCCUCUUGGGCCUGUUUUUAAUAGAUUUGGAGAAAGAGUUAUAUUUGACUCUGGGAUUCAAAAGUUUGCUAAAGUGGAGUCUGUUAUCUAUGGCACUAGGUGGAAAUGGCCUGUGUGUCGUACUUGGGAGUUGAAUAAGAUUAAGGUUGUUGUCCCGGCGGAUAUGAAGCCUUCUUUAGUGAAUGAUAAGGUAGUGUGGCUACCAUCUUCUGAUGGGAAAUUUUCCAUUAAGUCUGCUUGGGACAAGUGA